AUGAAGUUCGCAACUGCCUUCCUACUUGCUGCCCCCGCCGUUGCUUUCGCUCCUGGAGCCACCCUUCCACGCUCCUCGUCUCUUCAGAUGAGCAGCGAGGCAUCCACCGAGUCCAAGGCUUUCGCAAAGUUGCCUGCUUCUGUUAAGCCGGGUGUUGUCACCGGUACGGCCCUUGUCGACCUCCUCAACCACGCCAAGAAGGUUGGUUUCGCCAUCCCAGGUGUCAAUGUUGUGGGAAGCAACUCGAUCAACUCCUGUAUCGAGGCUGCCAAGAAGUACGGAGGACCCAUUAUGGUCACUUUCUCCAAGGGUGGAGGUCAAUUCAUUGCCGGAAAGGCCGCCGACAACACUGAUGAUGCUGCUUCUAUCGCUGGAUGCGUUGCCGCUGCCAAGCACGUCCGCGAAGUUGCUGCAUUGUACGACGUCCCAGUUAUUCUUCACACAGAUCACUGUCAAAAGGCCUGGUUGCCAUGGAUGGAUGGACUUCUUGCUGCCAACCAAGAAUACUACAAGACACACGGAGUACCUUUGUUCUCUUCCCACAUGCUUGACCUUUCUGAGGAACCCCUAGAGGAGAACAUCGCCAUUUGCAAGGAGUACAUGGAGAAGUUCGCCGCCAUUGACAUCCUCCUUGAGUUCGAACUCGGUGUCACCGGAGGAGAGGAGGAUGGUGUUGAUAACACCGAUAUCGAUUCUGCCCGUCUCUACACUCAACCCGAGGAAGUCUUUUACGCCUAUGAGCAACUUUCUCAAGUCCCCAACGCUGCCUUCACUUGCGCCGCUUCCUUCGGAAACGUACACGGAGUUUACGCCCCAGGAAACGUCGAGCUCAAGCCCGUCAUCCUUCACAAAACCCAAGAAUACAUCUCAGAGAAGCUUGGCGGUGAUGACAAGAAGCCCAUGAACUUCGUUUUCCACGGUGGUUCUGGUUCUUCUGUCGAAGAUAUCCAAUAUGCCAUCGAAGCCGGUGUUAUUAAGAUGAACAUUGAUACCGACACCCAAUGGGCUUUCUGGGAUGGUAUCCGUGGAUACGAAGAAAAGUACCAUGACUACCUCCAAGCUCAAAUCGGAAACCCUGAAGGAGAUGACAAGCCAAACAAGAAGUACUAUGAUCCUCGUAUGGCACUCCGUGCCGGAGAGGAAGCCAUGGCUGUCCGUUUGUGCCAAGCGGCAGAGGACUUGAAGUGCGUUGAUGUUCUUAACUAA
Cylindrotheca closterium is the source of this 1206-nucleotide messenger RNA. NCBI's taxonomy places the organism in Eukaryota, Bacillariophyta, Bacillariophyceae, Bacillariales, Bacillariaceae. The record is from the annotation of a GenBank genome assembly.